This is a messenger RNA of Topomyia yanbarensis, 726 nucleotides long. RefSeq names its product MORN repeat-containing protein 3-like. The transcript has 3 exons. Lineage: Eukaryota; Metazoa; Arthropoda; Insecta; Diptera; Culicidae. The coding region runs from base 4 to 684 and encodes 226 amino acids. The record is from RefSeq and is a predicted model, not a curated record.
GAUAUGCCUUCACUCCGGAAUCGAUCAUUUUUCACCAGAAAAUCCCACUAUCAGGGACAAGCAGAUUUGCACAAUCGAAAAUCCGGUCUCGGGAAGCAGACCCAGCAGAAUGGAUUAUUGUAUGAAGGCGAAUGGAAGAACGGUCUAAGACACGGUUACGGAAUUGUAUACCGUAAAGAGUUGGAUACAAACCUGUACGUGAAAGUUUACGUAGGUGCUUGGAGGAACGGUCAAAAGCAUGGACUGGGUAUUAAGUAUUACAAGGAUGGUAAGUAUCUGGGACUCUGGGAGAAGGAUCAACGCAGCGGUCAUGGGUUUAUGUGGUUCAACAAUGGCAGCUUCUACAUGGGUGAAUGGAGCAGAGAUCUGUUUAGUGGUUCCGGUGUGUUUCUUGAGACCAAUGGGAACAGAUACUACGGUCAGUUCGAUGGUGGAAGGAAACAUGGCGAAGGGGUGUAUUUGCAUUCCCGAACCGGUCAAAUUCAGAAGGGAUUUUGGAAGAAAGGCGUGUUUAAAAUUGGUACCAUCGAGGAUUGGAAUCGGAAUCAAGUACCUUUUCCCACAUUUUAUCCUAUCCCAGAAAUAAAACUAGCGAAUUUCACUUCGGUGUACCAACGAUGUUUGGAAGAACAGUCACUCAUUUUCAACAACGGUCAGAUCGAUUCUACAAAUCUCUGCGAAUGAAACUACAAAUUAUCGGAACAUGUAUGACCACGUGUGUAAGUG